This is a messenger RNA of Penicillium daleae, 1671 nucleotides long. Its product is annotated as CBS domain-containing protein. The record is from RefSeq and is a predicted model, not a curated record. The transcript is spliced from 5 exons. Gene Ontology annotation, molecular function: protein serine/threonine phosphatase inhibitor activity. Gene Ontology annotation, biological process: regulation of mitotic metaphase/anaphase transition; cellular response to glucose starvation. Bases 1 to 1671 code for a protein of 556 amino acids. Lineage: Eukaryota; Fungi; Ascomycota; Eurotiomycetes; Eurotiales; Aspergillaceae.
AUGGCAGAUAGCCAGCUUAGUCGGGAGGGUUCCGAUACCUCUCUCAACGCGUCUGCCGAUCCCAUCAACGGCCCUGGUGUGACGUCGCCCCGAUCCAGCACCGAUACCCGCUCGUCAUGGAAUCAGAACCAGCUGCGCGUUUCACAUAUGCCUCCUGCCAACCAUCAACAUCGUCAGAGCUUAAGUGAGACUCUCCGUGGUCCGCCGGGCUCGCCACGGAAUCGACGCCAACCCUCCCUCACACAGUCUGCCAUCCAGAGCUUGAUUGAUAACCCCCCACCGCCGAAGAAUGUUGAUCCUGCAUUUAUUGGUCGGGACUGGCGAGAAAUCUCCAUUGGAGAGCUGGUCAGUCCGGAGGACCUGCAAUUCGUGGAAUUGGACACGGGAAUUGAAGAGGCGACGAAUAUCUUGAUUGAUACCGCUGCCCCUGUACUACUCAUUCGCGAGACUGCCCAGCACAAUUCUGCUGUAGCUACAUUCGAUUAUUCUGACCUGAAUACCUAUCUUUUGUUGGCGGCGGGUUUGACGACCCCGCAUGAAGGACAUCGCACAUCGUAUGAUGAGCUUGCCAAGAAAGCUCGAGAUGGAGAGAAGAUCCCUCUCAAAGAUGUCAAGGCUCUGGGCAUGGAGAAGGAACCGCUAGUUACACUACCGGCAUCCGCAAACGUUCUCACAGCGGUAGAGACGUUUGGCGGCGGUAUCCAUCGCGUCGUCGUAACCAAGGAGUCUAACGACCAAGAGGUGGUUGGCAUCUUUAGUCAGUUCCGACUGGUGAAGUUCCUGUGGGAAAAUGGUCGCAGCUUUCCUGCGAUUGAGGAGCUCUAUCCGCAGGCUCUAAACAACUUGCGGAUCGGAUCUCACAAUGUUAUCUCCAUCAACGGCGACAAACCUCUUAGUGAAGCUCUUCAAUUGAUGAACACUGAAGGAGUGUCCUCUCUCGUUGUGGUCGAUAACCAUUUGAAUGUGAUUGGUAAUAUCUCUACGACGGAUGUCAAGCUUCUCACACGGUCCUCGUCCUUGCCGCUCCUUCAAAAUACCUGCACGCACUUCAUUUCGGUUAUUCUGUCCACCCGCGGGUUGAUUGAAGGCAAAGACUCGUUCCCGGUGUUUCAUGUGAACCCUACGUCGACGCUCGCUCACACAGUUGCCAAGCUCGUGGCGACACGAUCGCAUCGACUCUGGGUGACCGACCCGUUGUCUCCAUCCUCCUCCGGUCCUCCAACUCCCUCCCACUCCAGUGUACACAUUCCCCUGGCAGCAUCGAUUUCCUCCGCGACAACAGGAUCGAACACUGCACUCUCUCCACCACCUUCACCACUUCCAACGCCCAUGACCCUCCCUUCACACUCUCCGGGCCCGGCGACGCCCCAUUUCCCAACUCCACAGCCCUACGGCAACACCGUCCCGUUCCCACCAGUUGCACCAAGCGGAGUCACUCCUCCGCUCGCUCCUUCAAUUCCAGCCUCAUCACUACCCGGUGCUCGCUUAUCCGGACGUCUGGUUGGUGUUGUUAGCUUGACUGAUAUCUUAAAUUUGCACGCCCGAGCAAGUGGCCUGAGCCCCGCCGAUCCGGCCGAAUCUCGACGCCGUCGUCGCAGCAGCUCUUCAAGCUUGAGCGUUCGCCGUAGUGGUGAAAUUGGCCGAGAGUUGUUUAGCCGGGGUGGUGUUUAG